AUGUGUCGUUGUGUCUACGUUUCAGUCUCUGUAAGCUGCAGGUGCAAAGCCAGACGGGGAAGGUUUGAGGCAUCGUCUCUUAUGCCGUGUACUUCUUGGGAAGGUUUGAGGCAUCUUCUCUUAUGCCGUGUACUUCUCGGGAAGCCUGAGCAGAUCGUCUCCGGGUCUAAACAGACGCAGCCGAGCUCUAAUGAGUUCGAUUCCGGUGUGGAUGAUCUGGAGAAUCCUAGGAAGUAUGUUGUGUGGAGCUCUGCCAUGAACUCGUACAUUUUACCGAGUUACAUCGUCAGUUUCAGGUCCCCUCGUUUUAGAGUUAUAGGUAGAGGUGCUACUCCGGCAAGACCAAGCUCGCCGUGGGUUAGUUUUGCUGCGCUUAUGUCAAUGCUGUCCAAGUCUAUGGAUGCUUCGAGAAUGAACUUGAUAUCAGAGCUGGAAGAAGAGGAACAAGAACAAGUUCUAUCGCUUUGGCUUCACCGUUACACAGCCUGCUCUUCCUUUGACUGGCCCAAAGAAGGUAACCAUUACACAGCCUGCUCCAAAGAAGGUAAUCAUGAAGUUUAUGUUUCUUAUUUACAGUGGUUUGUUUGA
This is a messenger RNA of Raphanus sativus (radish), 588 nucleotides long. Its product is annotated as probable inactive poly [ADP-ribose] polymerase SRO2. Lineage: Eukaryota; Viridiplantae; Streptophyta; Magnoliopsida; Brassicales; Brassicaceae. The transcript is spliced from 3 exons. Bases 1 to 588 code for a protein of 195 amino acids. Gene Ontology annotation, molecular function: NAD+ poly-ADP-ribosyltransferase activity. The record is from RefSeq and is a predicted model, not a curated record.